This is a messenger RNA of Oryzias melastigma (Indian medaka), 4997 nucleotides long. It is a transcript of the gene slc1a2b, whose product is annotated as solute carrier family 1 member 2b. The transcript is spliced from 11 exons. The record is from RefSeq and is a predicted model, not a curated record. Gene Ontology annotation, molecular function: neutral L-amino acid transmembrane transporter activity; glutamate:sodium symporter activity; L-glutamate transmembrane transporter activity. Bases 254 to 1975 code for a protein of 573 amino acids. Gene Ontology annotation, cellular component: plasma membrane. Lineage: Eukaryota; Metazoa; Chordata; Actinopteri; Beloniformes; Adrianichthyidae. Gene Ontology annotation, biological process: L-glutamate transmembrane transport.
AGGACGGGGCAGUUCAGGUUGCUCUGGCUGGGACAGCCGUCCGGAUGCCGGUGACUCGCUCCUCUCUGGAUGCUUUGGCCGAACGGUUGGGUUUCUAGCCGUCAGCACCUCUCGGAUGUUGUCAGAGGAAGGGACCUCAUCUGAUCAUUUUUGGAUGGAGCACCUGUGAUAGUACCAGUGCUGAUUCCCCCUUAAAUACCAAAGUCUGGAGAUUUCAUCCUGGGCUGUGAAGCUCCUACCUCAACCUAAAGAUAUGAAUGCCAACAGUAUGCCUAAACAAGUGGAGGUGAGAAUGCACGAGAGUCACCUGGAGCCCAUCGAGGCCAGGCCCCAGUCGAAAUGCGCCAAAAUCUGCUCCAAAAUGUUCAAGAACCUCCUUCUCACACUCACCGUCCUCGGUGUGAUCUUAGGAGCUGUAUCGGGGAUGUUGCUUCGCGUUGCCUCCCCUAUCCACCCAGACAUAGUCAUGGUGAUUGCGUUUCCUGGAGACAUUCUGAUGAGGAUGUUGAAGAUGUUGAUCCUUCCACUCAUCAUUUCCAGUUUAAUCACAGGUCUUGCUGGUCUUGAUGCCAAAUCCAGUGGUCGCCUGGGAACCAGAGCCAUGGUCUACUAUAUGUCCACCACUGUUAUUGCCGCAGUCCUGGGAGUCAUCCUUGUGUUAGUCAUUCAUCCUGGCAACCCCAAACUGAAGGAAAAUCUGGGAGAAGGAGAGAAAAAUGACGAUGUGUCCAGCUUAGAUGCCUUCUUUGAUCUGAUCAGGAACCUGUUCCCAGAAAAUCUGGUGCAAGCUUGUUUCCAACAGAUUCAAACAGUCACCAAGAAGGUGGAAGUGAUUGAGGAAGAAGUCAACACCACCAGCAUGGGAGGCCUUUUGGUGAACAUUACCAAGGAGCCCCAGUUCAUCAUCAAAAAGUCCCUCCAGUUCAAGAGUGGCAUGAAUGUCUUGGGUCUGAUUGGUUUCUUUAUUGCUUUUGGCAUCUGCAUGGGUAAAAUGGGAGAAAAGGCCAGACUCAUGAUUGAAUUCUUCAACAUCCUCAAUGAGAUUGUGAUGAAACUUGUCAUCAUGAUCAUGUGGUACUCCCCGUUUGGUAUUGCAUGUCUGAUCUGUGGCAAAAUCAUCUCCAUUAAGGACCUGGAGGUGGUAGCAAGGCAGCUUGGCAUGUAUAUGAUAACUGUGAUUAUUGGCCUCAUCAUCCACGGAGCCAUCUUCCUGCCCAGCAUUUACUUCGCCAUCACUAGGAAAAACCCUUUCACCUUCUUCCUGGGCAUCUUUCAGGCCUGGAUCACUGCUUUGGGCACAGCCUCAAGUGCUGGUACACUUCCCGUUACCUUCCGGUGCCUGGAGGAGAACUUGGGGAUUGACAAGAGAGUCACCCGUUUUGUGCUCCCUGUGGGAGCCACCAUCAACAUGGACGGAACUGCUCUGUAUGAGGCUGUGGCAGCCAUCUUCAUUGCCCAAAUGAAUGGUGUCCAUCUCGACCCUGGUCAGAUCGUCACCGUCAGUCUGACAGCUACCCUGGCCAGUGUUGGGGCAGCCAGUAUUCCCAGUGCCGGUUUGGUAACUAUGCUGUUGAUCUUGACCGCUGUUGGUUUACCAACCCAAGAUAUCAGCCUUCUGGUUGCUGUUGACUGGCUACUGGAUCGAUUUAGGACCUCAGUGAAUGUGGUGGGCGACUCCUACGGCGCGGGCAUUGUGUACCAUCUGUCCAAGGCGGAGCUGGAUGAGCUGGAUGCACACACGGCUAAAUCUGACGACAUUGAAAUGAUGACAAAGACCCAAUCUUACUAUGACGACAUGAAGAAUCACCACGAAAACAAUUCCAACCAGUGCGUCAUAACCGCAGCCGCCUCUUCUACCGUUUCCACUUCUGCUAACAAUUCUGUCUUAGUAGAUGAAUGCAAGGUAACCUCAGCCACAAACGGCUCUGCUGCGGAGUGCACGCUUGUUGAGGAGGAACCAUGGAAACAUGAAUAAUGGCGGCGCAGAGAUCCUCUGCUCCUGGGCUCAGCAAGUUUUCCUAUAUCUGGUGAUGAUAUAAAAAAAAAAGAAAAAAAGAAAAAAAAGAAGAGCAAAUGAAAAGUCACAUGAACAGAUGUACUAAUUUUUUUAUGUAGUUUACUUUGCAAUUUUUUUAUUAGUCCCUUUAAAGGUUUUUUUUGUAACUGUCUAUCUGACUGAUGUGUAAUACUAAUUCACUUAACCGUGAAGUGAUAACAGAGGUUUAUCUCACCCGUUAGGGCGCAAUUGAUCCCAUACAGCAGACACUUGCACAACAUACUUCAAGGCUUGGAGAGGGAAGGAAGGCAGGAAAAAUUAAAAAAGGAAGAUGUUCUUAGAGUUACAUCCCGGUUGUGUAUUUUUAUGAAGAGCGACGGAGAUGAACGCAAAGAUGCACUGAGACCAUCAUGAAAUCUCAGUGUAAAUGCUUUUUACACUGUUUGAACAGUUCUUUUUUGUUUUGUUAUCAUAAAAAAGUCUUCAGUCAGAGCAGUUGAAAUGUUUAAAAGUCUCUGAUAAACUCGUCAAAGGGAAGUAGCCCUAAACCCUGCAAGCUCUUAAAAUGUGGGAUUUUAAAGCACAUUUUAAAAAAGAAAUUAUGAUCCAUUUUUAUUCCUCCUUUUUCUCAUAGAUCAAAAUUUGGAGUUAAAUAGUUUAAAGAAAUAUUUAUAAGACGAAUUGACGAAUGUUUUAGCUUCCACAAAGAAAGUUAUAUUUUUUAUCUUUACUUAUAUUAGCACUUUGUCCCCCAAAGUUAUUGAUACCAAUGAAAUUUAAAAUCUACGUGAUUCAAAAUAAAAUUUAUUUAAAAAAGAAAAGAGUUUCAAAAUUAAAGCAGAGAAUAUAUAUAUAUAUAGCAAGCCAAAUUGGCAGUGAGAUAAACUUUUCAUCAUUUAUUUUGUCAUUUCAAACCGAUGCCCCUUCAAGCAAUCUUUAAAAAACAAAAAAGCAACAAAAGGACAGAGGGAGGUACUCAGGCGUCUUUGUUUACUCUAUUACAGGGAAAAAAACAAACAUUCCAAAUUGUUUACUUGCUCAUCAGAGCGCUUCAGCUCGGGGAAUCAGCACAAAAUUUUGAAUAUGCGACCGAUAGUGGCAAAAAAUGUUUACUACUGAAGGAUGAAAUAAGCACAACGACGACAUUCCAGCGGCUGAAUGAUCCAGUGAAGGAGCACAGUUACUGAACGCUGACAGAGCACACGAUGAAGGAGGAGGAGAACACAUGGAAGAAAGGCUAAAUCAUUUCAACUCAUUUACUCACCAGAGCUCAAGACUGUUGAAACCCUGCAUGCUGCAGCUGUUUGACUACAUUUAAGAAGCCAACUUCCAGGUCGUAAGAAAAGCUGCCAAUAAUACCGUUUGCAAAGAUGUCAAACACAGUAAAGUCAAGACUACUGGCUGUUAACAUUUUUUUUUUUUUUUUUUUUUGAGAGUGAGGCCUCCGUGUUAUAUCUUUAUGACUGCUGUGGUUCUGUUCUCCCUUGUUUCUUUUGUGCUGAAUGACAACCUCGCCUUGAAAGUGUUCACCUUAAAACUACAGUAACGAUAGGAAAUUUAACACAGCACUCCGCCCCCACACACAAUCAGAAACCAUCUGGCAAACAGAAACACCGCACAAACACCCACGUCGAUUUCCUAUUAGCAGAACACACUCCUUAUCUUUUAGACUUUGUGAUCUUCAGGAAAAACUACACUUUUUCUCCAUGGAGAGACCAUGACGACCACAGUGUCACCACCGAUGGGGUGUUAGGAACACUUUUUAUUCAAACUCACUGUUUUAGAAGCAUGAACUAAAUAAAACGAGAAAUAUUUUAUCUUAAAAGGAUGAUAUUUGAAGUGCCUCAUUGCACUUUGUGUAUAUAUUGUAGGUAACAGAGUUUUUUUUGUUUGUUUGCUUUGUUUUGUUUCAUUUGGGGGGCAUUGAAAUGUUAUGUAGGAAUAUAGUUUUAUUGCUGUGACCAUUUUAAUGUAAUUCUCUAGGGGAAUAUAUAUAUAUGUCCUUAAAAAAAGAACAUUAGAUUAGAAAACAUGUAUAGAGUAAACUGUGUAAUAAACUGUUCUCUUUUUUUAUUUUCUAAUUGCUGUUUUCUAGUUAACUUACCUGUCACACACAAUAUAUAAAUAUCUUUUUUUUGUAUCUAAUGUAAGUUCUUUGAAUGUUUGCUCCAUAAAGAUAUAAUCUGUGUGAAUUCAUUUUCAUUGUACAUACAUGGAUAUAUAAUUGUUCUGUUCAGAAAAUCAGAAUUUCCUAAAAUGAUCCUAAAACUAAUAACGCUGUUUGCAUGAAUAUGGAAGAAAAUAAAAGGGAUGGAUAGGAAUGAAAUAAAGAAAUGAGUUGAGGGGAAGUUUCUGAUUUUUUUUUUUUUUUAUUAAAGAGGCAGAUUUUGGUUUGUUACUAGAAAGGUUUUGGAAAAGAAAGACAGAAGAAAAUGUUGAAUUUUUCAGUAACAGAACAAUUAUCCGUGGUUUUCCAGCAUAGAACAACAAUCCUCAGGUGAUCCAUAUCAAACCAUUUCUCAGAGGAGACCGUCUCCCGUCUCCAAACAUCUGCACAACUCAAACAUAUAGACCCGUCAGAGUCCACGUCAGCUUUCAACGUUCCACAGAUCCGCCCGCUCCGCUGCAGCCCUCGAUAUCCAAGACGUUUACAGAAAUAUGACUUGGUAAACUGCCUUUACUCCAGUUGCCUUUUACUCACUAACUAUAUGCAUGCUCAAUGUGUGUUUGACUAAGUGUCAUUGAUGGGAAUUUACUGCCGAACAAAGAGCCAGCAUCUCUGCUGAAACUGUCGACUUUCCCAACUUCACCCCAAUCUGCUGAAGUGUCCAUGAGCAAGCAGAGAGUCUGUGUGGGGAAAUGUUAAAUUAAAAAUAGAAAUGAGAAGAAAAAACGUCCCUUCCUUCCGUCUGUUAUACAUGAAAAUCUGUUGCUACAUAUCAAUGUUGUACCUUUGGUGUACAUAUACAAAUAUGACUAAUAAAUGUUGAUUCAUAACUAA